Formica exsecta is the source of this 683-nucleotide messenger RNA. RefSeq lists its product as uncharacterized. The coding region runs from base 142 to 627 and encodes 161 amino acids. NCBI's taxonomy places the organism in Eukaryota, Metazoa, Arthropoda, Insecta, Hymenoptera, Formicidae. The transcript has 3 exons. The record is from RefSeq and is a predicted model, not a curated record.
AAACAAUGGACCUAUUUGAAAGAUUGCUACAGAAAAGCAAGAAAUACAUUGAAAAAGAAACAAAGUAUUGUGCAAAAAAGUGGUGCAGCUGGUAUACCAAAGAACUAUGAAGUAAAAGCAUCCUUUCGUCAUUACAAUGUAAUGACUUUCUUAAAUGAUAUAUUGGAAUAUCGACAAACCGUAACGUCCUUACAAAAAUCAAUAUGUGAAGAGCAAAAAGCUUCCAGUUCAAAUUGCAACAGCAUUCCUUCUACAUCAACAAGCAACAACUUCAACGUAGAUGAUGUUCUUACUUCUAUCACCAAUAACAAUAAUUCUACGUCACUGUCUCCAGUCUCACCGAAAUCAAGAAAGAGGAAGAGGAUUGAUUUGGACGAAUAUGAAGAAGCUCAUGAAGAUGAGUAUAACAGUAUAUUAGAGUCUUCAAUUUCUACAAAUGUUUUACCAGUAGAAAACGAAUAUUUCAAAAAAAGAAUGAGAUAUAUAAGAAAAGUAUUAUUAUUAAAUAAAAUUAAUGAAUGGAAAAGAACACUAUUAAAUUGGCACAAAGAAAUGCGAAGAAGACAAUUAGUUAAAACUUUCUUACUGCAUCAGUUUAAAAAAAAAAAAGAAAAAGCAACCAUGUGAAACUUGUCCAUUUUCAUCACGCCAAACAAUCCAGCCGCAAUAUCCACAUUUGAAUU